UGAAAAAUAAGUAUAUUUUAUAUGUAACAAAAGUUCUUAAUAUUUGCAUCAUAACCACUUCACAAAUACAACCGAUAUUGCUGGUUGUACCGUAUUGCAUACUUUGUUUUUGUAGAUUGAAAUUUCUAACCUAAUUUGUGAAUAAUUUUAGAAUAUUGUGGUAUUUCAUCUGCAAAUUUUUUUGUAUAUAUUCAAUUUAAAAAAUUCAAAAAUUAUUGGAAUUAUGACUAACAAAUGUCAAACUUCUGGUUGCACAAAAGAUGCGACUUUGCAGUGCCCAACUUGCCUUAAAUUAGGCGUACCAGGUUCAUAUUUUUGUUCACAGCCCUGUUUUAAAAGCUCUUGGAAAGACCACAAAGCUAUACAUGCUUUAGCAGAGGGUAUUUUAAAACCAAAACUCGACGAUGGAAGUUAUAAUCCUUGGCCUCAAUAUCGCUUUACUGGAGAAUUGCGUCCGUUUCCUAAGACACCCAAACGUUUUGUGCCUACAAGUAUUGAAAAACCUGACUAUGCAGAUCAUCCAGAUGGACGUGCUGCUUCAGAAGAAGCAAUGCGGGGUAACACAUCCAUUAAAGUUUUGAAUGAUGAUGAAAUCGAAGCAAUGCGUGUUGCGGGACGAUUAGCUCGAGAAUGCUUGGAUGAAGGUGCUAAAGCCGUUGACGUAGGAGUCACAACUGAUGAGUUGGAUAGAUUGGUGCAUGAAGCUGCGAUCGAACGUGAUUGUUACCCUUCUCCAUUAAACUAUUACAACUUUCCGAAAUCGUGCUGUACUUCAGUAAAUGAAGUUAUAUGCCAUGGUAUACCGGACACAAGAGCUUUAAAAGAUGGUGACAUAUGCAAUAUUGAUGUUACCGUAUAUCAUCACGGGUUCCAUGGAGAUCUUAAUGAAACAUUUUUUGUAGGAAAUGUUUCAGAGAAACAUAAGAAAUUGGUUAAAGUGACCCAUGAAUCAUUAAGUAAAGCGAUUGAAUUGGUUAGACCAGGAGUAAAGUACCGCGAAAUUGGUAAUGUAAUUCAAAAGCAUGUGACACCGCAUGGCUUCAGUGUAGUAAGAAGUUACUGUGGGCAUGGUAUUCACCGGUUGUUUCAUACUGCUCCUAAUGUGCCUCAUUACGCAAAAAAUUCUGCUGUUGGUGUAAUGAAAGCUGGUCAUUGCUUUACUAUCGAACCAAUGAUUUCAGAAGGCGCCGCAAAAAACGAACAGUGGCCUGACGACUGGACUGCAGUUACUAGCGAUGGGUUGUAUUCAGCACAGUUCGAACAAACAUUACUCGUUACGAAUAAUGGUUGUGAAAUAUUGACAAGACGCCGUGAUAAAGACGGACAGCCAUGGUUUAUGGAUAAUAUGUAGACACUGCCAACUAUAUUCGUAACACAAAGAUAUUCAUUGUUUACACUUUAAAACGCUGUUAGAACUGAAUAUUUUAAAUAAAACACGUUUAAGAACUUAAAA
Molecule: messenger RNA, 1453 nt
Organism: Teleopsis dalmanni
Lineage: Eukaryota; Metazoa; Arthropoda; Insecta; Diptera; Diopsidae
Product: methionine aminopeptidase 1
Exons: 5
Coding region: 224-1351 (375 amino acids)
Biological process (GO): proteolysis
Molecular function (GO): metalloaminopeptidase activity
Source: RefSeq, a predicted model, not a curated record